GCCGGUCACUGGAGGUGGCAUGGAUGACAAAAAAAACAAAAUGGACGCUUUGCUUGCCACUGUUGUCGUCUUCCUCCUCUGCAGUUUUGCCGUGGGUCACGCUGAAGGCGAGGAGGAGACCGGAGUGGUCGGGAGCAGAAUAGUGGGAGGCUUCGAGGUGGCUCGCAAUUCCCUGCCAUACCAAGCCUCCUUGCAGCAGAAUGGUGUUCACUAUUGCGGAGGCACCCUCAUCAAUGCCAAGUGGGUCCUCACGGCGGCCCACUGUGAGAUCACGAACGUGAACAUCAUAGUAGUCUUGGGGGAACACUCCCUCGGCAACGUGGAGGGGAAGGAGCAGACGUUCAUGGUGGAGAGGGCCAUCAGGCACGCUGGCUAUGAUCCUGCCACUGUCGACAACGACAUCAUGCUGCUGAAGCUGCCUCGAGCGGCCGUGCUGAAUGCCGCCGUGCAGCCUGUGCAGCUGGCGCGGGCGGGCGCCCGCUUGGAGGACGGGACCUCGUGCCUCGUGUCGGGCUGGGGCACGGUGGGCAACGGCGUGAUGCCCGAUGCGCUGAGAGCGGUCUACCUGGACACGACGUCGCGCGGCUACUGCAACGAUGCCUACAGCGGCACCCUCACGGACAACAUGUUCUGUGCCGUCUACGCGGCAGGAGGGAGAGAUGCCUGCCAGGGAGAUUCUGGCGGGCCUUUGAUCUGCAAUGGCGCAUUGAAUGGAAUAGUUUCCUGGGGCUAUGGUUGUGCAUAUCCCAAUUACCCCGGUGUCUACACUAAAGUGUCAAACUAUAUCACGUGGAUAGAGAAUACAAUUGCAAAUAAUAUGUAACAUUUCGUAAAGCGACAUGCACAUUGACCUUCCGCUAGACCUGUUUUGUGGGGUGUGCCACUUGCCUCUAAUUCUGAGUCCUCCUUCACCCUUCUAUUGUAGGCGAGUUUAAAGACUUUAACACGAUGUACAGUUUCGAAUUCGACACUUGAACCUCCUUUAAAAUGUAUCAAUGAUUGCUUCAAGGCUUCUCCCAUUUAUUUGAAUGGCAUUAAACGCUAAAUUGUGCUUCAUGUAGCCCUACCAUGCUUACAUGUUAGAUCAGUCGAGCUUUUGGCAAGCAGAUCCAACUAAGUAUAAAUAUAAAUAGUACUUUAACUGAGCUUUACUCUUACAUUUUACCUGUCACGUUUACAAAUACAUUUUUCAGAACUUACGUUUUCAAAUGUUGGGCUGUUUUAAUGGUUCUGUUUGUAUUGAAGUUUACAAUCUCCUUGUUUGGCAAAAAUGUGAAAAUAAAUUGACCUUAAAAUA
Molecule: messenger RNA, 1297 nt
Organism: Petromyzon marinus (sea lamprey)
Lineage: Eukaryota; Metazoa; Chordata; Hyperoartia; Petromyzontiformes; Petromyzontidae
Product: trypsin-like
Biological process (GO): proteolysis
Molecular function (GO): serine-type endopeptidase activity
Source: RefSeq, a predicted model, not a curated record